AUGGCGUCGCCGGCGGAGGCAGAUACACCCGAAGGGGCCCCUAGAGACGAUGGCUCGGGCGAUGGUCAGCCCAACAAAAAGCGCAGGACUGGCCCCAAUUCGCGUGGCGUGGCCAAUCUCACGCCUGAACAGCUUGCCCGCAAGCGCGCAAACGACCGCGAAGCUCAACGUGCCAUUCGAGAGCGCACCAAGAACCAGAUCGAUCGCCUCAAUCAGCGCAUCCGGGACCUGGAGAGCCAGCAGCCGUACCAUGACCUGCAAGUCGUCCUCCGCGAGAAAGAGGCGGUCCAGGCGGAGAACGCAGAUAUCAGGAAGAGGCUGGAGAGCGUCCUGAGCAUCAUCCAGCCCAUCCUUCAACUGGCAGCCGCCGCCGAACGGUCGCCCCUCCCCAUCCACCCUCACCAACAGCGCGACGCGCCUGUGCAACCUGCCGAACCACGACCCUUCCACAUUGCCUCGCACGAGCUGUCCACGGCCUCACCCCAGAACGGCGUGCAUUCACCGAGCGUGACCGAGGGAGGAAGAGCUUGGCUGUAUCCUAGCGAUGCGCCAAACAGCCACCUGCGCCGCUACUCCAACGGCAGCCCCGGUCCCCAUUUCGAGCAGUCGCGAACCCCCCAUCUGCAGGCUGACAUGCCCUUCGACGAACGUCUGGGCGUGGAUUUUAUCCUCGACAACGGGCAAAGGAGAGCUGUCGAUCCGAACCUGCCUCCACCGCAGCAGCCGCGACCCAGCAAUGUGAGCAGCAGCCAGCAUGCCAUGUAUGCGCCGAGCAUGGUUGCCCACCUCACACUCCCAAGAAACCUUGCCGCAACAUGUCCCCUGGAUGUCAUAUUGCUCGACUUCCUCCAAGAUCGGCAAAAUCGCGCUGCCGAGGGUGUGCCCAUGAAGACACUAGUCGGACCCCAGUACCCAAACUUCACCUCACUGGCGUAUCCCGACCGUGUAGUUGAUGCCCAUCCGCUGUCGAAGCUGUUCACCGACAUUCUACGCACAUUUCCAGACAUCUGUGGUAGGCCAGAGCAGGUUGCCAUAGUCUUCAUCAUGUUCCUGGUCAUGCGCUGGCAGAUUGAACCCACGCAGGAAAACUAUGAUCGGUUGCCGCACUGGGUCACGCCGCGACCUUCUCAGCUCUUCACUGCCCACGCUUUGUGGAUUGAUCAUCUUCCAUGGCCUCGCCUUCGCGACAGACUCGUCACUAGCCAGCCGCCCGUAUCUUUCGAGAACUUCUUCAUUCCCUUCACAACUACCAUCUCGCUGAAUUGGCCUUAUGAGCCUCGCGACUGUCUCCUCCCGGCCUCAAAAGUUCACACCCACACCCUCUCGACAACCUCGUCCGUAUCCGUGUCCUCGCCUUUCUCCACACAUGUAAACGCCGGCUCACCGCAAGACCCUUCGACCCCACAGCCCCCUGCUGCGAACAAGUCCGCCGGUAUUACAUCCAUAGGCCCACUGCCCAAGGAAGACGAUCAAUGGCUCAUCAACCCGGCUUUCGAAACGCACCUCCGUGAUUUGAACAACUGGACACUGGGCCCAAGCUUCAGAGGCAACUUUCCCGCAUUUGCUGAUUGCGUCAAGAUCAAAGAGGGAAGCAACGAUGCCAACUCAUCAGACCAACUGCCCCGAAUUAUUCGACCUUCCCUCGCCGCAGCUGAUACUCCUUCAAACAUACCCAGUAUUUACACCAUACGUCUUUUCAGUAUGGCUAUUCCUACACCGAUCCGCGACCCUCUGCUGCAGCACAUGUUCGCAUAUCUGAACCCUCGCCGCGAUAAACUUCCCUCCCAUAUCGUUGAGACCAUCGCUGGAAAUCUCACAUUUCUGGUGAAAUACACUGCCGGUCCUAGUGUCCGCGCUUCCCAGAUCUCAAUUUCCGUGAUCGACGUUCGUGGACCCAACAACAGUGAAGUCGGCCACAAGGCCACAGUCUGUAUUCACGACGGCCCGGGCAAGUUUACAGUCGUGAUGUGGAAGCAGGUAAAUUGGGGUCAAAAUGUCGUCAUCGGACUAGGAGAGAAAGUGGACAAGGCUAUCAAAGAUAUCCUGGCGAAGGAAGGAAAUGACGGAUAUGGAAGAAAAGAAGGUAUGGGAGAAGACGUAGAAGCUCAUCUGAAAAGCUUCAAGGCCGUGUACCGACAACGAGCACUCUCUUCAAACCUCGAGCCGCAACCGCAUUGCCCGAUGGCUGCGCCUCAGCCCGCAAGUGCGCUCGAACAGCGCAUCUACGACCUCUUACGUCCCUUCCGCAACGAGUGUUAUGAAGAAAUCGAUCUUGUAGACCAGGUCGGAGCGAUCAAUCGAGCAAUUAAGCUUGAGAGUAUUGCCAUCGUUCUAGCUCAAAAUAUCGCCUUCCUCGCGCACAAUCAUAUUGCGAACACCAAGAACAACAUCAGUACCUCCGAUAUCUUUGUGGUUACAAGAGGCUGGGCAGGAGAUGGAGUGGGUACGACUGACGGUGCCAUCGCUGUUUUGGUGCGUUAUCCGGAAGGGUUUAUGGGUGUUGUCAAGGCUACAUUCGAGGCCGAGACAACUAUCGUCGAUGCAUUGUGUACCAAAGUUGACAAGAUGAUUGCUGAGAACUUCUGA
This is a messenger RNA of Alternaria burnsii, 2586 nucleotides long. RefSeq lists its product as uncharacterized. The transcript has 8 exons. The coding region runs from base 1 to 2586 and encodes 861 amino acids. The record is from RefSeq and is a predicted model, not a curated record. NCBI's taxonomy places the organism in Eukaryota, Fungi, Ascomycota, Dothideomycetes, Pleosporales, Pleosporaceae.